AUGGCAUCCAAGCGCAUCAUCAAGGAGCUUGGCGAAUGCCAAUCGUCGCCUCCACCAGAUAUCACCAUCUCGUACAGCGAAGCCGACAUCCACAAGUGGAAUAUCGCACUUGUUGGUCCCGAGGGUUCGGCGUACCAGGGCGGCACCUUCAACCUUACCCUGUCGCUUCCACCCGACUAUCCUUUCAAGGCACCUGUGGUCAAUUUCACGACGCGCAUCUACCACCCUAAUAUCACUAACGACUCCAUGGGAAAUAUCUGCCUCUCGAUCCUCAAGGCCGAGAACUGGAAGCCCGCUAGCCGCAUCAAGGGCGUCCUCGAGGCUGUACGCAAUCUGCUGAUUGAGCCUCAGCCCGAUGAUCCUCUCGAGGCCCGUAUCGCCGACGAGUACAAGAACGAUCGCGCAAGCUUUGAAAAGAACGCGAAGCAGUACGUCGACAGAUAUGCAAAGGGGGAGGUCAAGAAGUGA
Molecule: messenger RNA, 468 nt
Organism: Pestalotiopsis fici W106-1
Lineage: Eukaryota; Fungi; Ascomycota; Sordariomycetes; Amphisphaeriales; Sporocadaceae
Exons: 2
Coding region: 1-468 (155 amino acids)
Biological process (GO): protein polyubiquitination
Cellular component (GO): nucleus
Molecular function (GO): ubiquitin conjugating enzyme activity
Source: RefSeq, a predicted model, not a curated record